Messenger RNA from [Candida] anglica, 726 nucleotides. NCBI's taxonomy places the organism in Eukaryota, Fungi, Ascomycota, Pichiomycetes, Serinales, Debaryomycetaceae. The record is from the annotation of a GenBank genome assembly.
AUGGCUACUACUUUGAAACCAGAAACCCACGUCAAGAAGGCUAAGGCUGACCAAAAGACCAACGAGCAACGUGCUGCCGAAAAGAAGGCUAGACAAGCUGCCAACAAGGAAAAGCGUCAAAUCAUCUUUGACAGAGCUGCUGCCUACACCAAGGAAUACGCUGAAGCUGAACGUUCCGUCAUCAAGGCUAAGCGUGACGCCAAGGCUGCUGGUUCUUACUACGUCGAUGCCCAAGACAAGUUGGUCUUCGUCGUCAGAAUCAAGGGUAUCAUGAAGAUCCCACCUAAGCCAAGAAAGGUCUUGCAAUUGUUACGUUUGACCCAAAUUAACGCUGGUGUUUUCGUCAGAUUGACCAAGGCUACCGCUGAAUUGAUCAAGUUGGCUGAACCAUACAUUGCCUACGGUUACCCAUCUUUGUCUACCAUCAGAAAGUUGGUUUACAAGAGAGGUUACGGUAAGAUCAACAAGCAAAGAAUUGGUUUGUCCGACAACUCUAUCAUUGAAGCUAACCUCGGUAAGUACGGUAUCUUGUCUAUUGAAGACUUGAUUCACGAAAUCUACACUGUUGGUCCAAACUUCAAGCAAGUCAACAACUUCUUGUGGCCAUUCAAGCUCUCUAACCCUAACGGUGGUUUCAGACAAAGAAAGUUCCAACACUUUAUCCAAGGUGGUGACACCGGUAACAGAGAACAAUUCAUCAACGCUUUGGUUAAGCAAAUGAACUAA